AUAACUGAUAUUAUUUUUAAUAUGCUAUGAAUUGUUUGCAGGAAAUGAAUAUCGGCAAUAAAAUAUACCUAAAAGACAUUGAACAUAUCGCUGAUGAUUCACAUAUCAAACUACGGGUGUUAAAGAUUUGGAAUUUUAUAAAAAAUAACCAGGUUUUAUCGACUGAAAUGAUCAUCAUGAACGAGGAGGCUGGCGACAGUUUGCACCUAUUUCCAAAUCAAAUGAACGUCUUGAAAAACCGGAAAUUUGCCUUUCUUGUAGAUAGUACACCCUACAAUGUUACCAACUAUAACAUCUACAUCACUGUCAAACUUACAGAAGAUGUCUCCAUUGUUUCCGAAUUAGAAAGUAAACUAGAACUUAUGAGUGUUCAAUCAGUCUUCUUAAAUGAAGUAUCACUGCAAUCAGAUGAUGUUGUUCAGAAUGUUGAAAAUGAUGUGAUAUCACAAACGGAUGAGAGUUUUACUCCCUCAACAGUUGAUAAAUCAUCCGCAACAAGUCCAAUGAAAAUAUCAGGUGGUUUGAAGCGCGACCUACAUGACAUUUAUGAUGGUGGUGGAUUUGAUUUCAGUUCAACAAAAUCUAAAAGAAAAUCAAUGGGAGAGGGAAAUUCACUUUUAGUUCCAAAAGUGGAAAAGUGA
Molecule: messenger RNA, 641 nt
Organism: Lactuca saligna
Lineage: Eukaryota; Viridiplantae; Streptophyta; Magnoliopsida; Asterales; Asteraceae
Source: the annotation of a GenBank genome assembly